ACACCAUCGGCAUCACCAUUGUAUCGGCGGGUCUCCUUGAGGGUGAACUGGCCAGCACCAACAAUCUCACCAGAAGGGGUGACGUUGGCACCCUUGGGCAGAAGAGGCUUGCCCUCGAGCUUGCGGAGGUGGUUCUCAAGCUUGAUGCGGUUGCUGAGACCAAGGAUAGCGCGCUCCUCCUCAUCAGCGUCGUCUUCGGCAUCACCUAGGGCAUCGACACGGAGGCCUAGAGCGGCCUUGGCAGACAGCAUACGAGCGAUCUUACCCUUGUUUCGGCCGGUGGCCUGGCCAAUGAGUGAAGAGUGGUAGAUGAGACCAUACUUGGGUGUGUCGUGCUUGGUCUUGAGGGCGCGGAAGAGGGCCUUCUCGGCACCGAGAAUCUGAAUGGUGGAACCAGGAGACUUGGCCAAGCUGAUGAGAGAGCCAGCGUGGGCAAUGAGACGGGCACCGACGAGGUAGCCGACGAGAGCAGUCAGGUUGGGAGCGAUAGCGCGCAUGCGGCUCUCGAGGUACGAGGACAGCUGUGUUCGGUAGUUUGAGUAGACAAUGACUUGGUCAGCCAGGAGCUUGAUGUUGUCGAGAUCCUCAUCAGUGAUCUCGGUACCCAUGCUAAUCUCGGCAGCAGCUUUGAUGGAAGUCUCAAUCUCCUCGGGAAGGAUCUCGGAGAGGUCGCUAUCGGCAAUGUUGGUGCGCAUGCCAACAGCGAGAAUGACGCGAGCGUAAGCCAAGUUGUCGUUUAAGAUCUUGGCCAUCUCAGGGAAGUGCCAUCCGUACCACUCCUUGGUUCGCAUAGCGUAGACGUUGAGCUCCUUGUCGAGGUCGUCGAGAAGCUUGAUAGCCUGGAUGAUCAUGGAGUCGACCUUGUCGGCAGAGAACUUGAGCUUGUGGCGCGACAUGGAGUGAGAAAGACCCAGGGCCAUGCGGUCAAAGUUCUCCUCAAGCAGACCGGGGAUAAGGUUGGGAAGUCCACCUCGAAUGCCACGGAAGAGGUCCAUGGUAUUGGAGCCAGAAACAGGAGAAAUGUUUAGCGAGGGCAUGUUAGAGAUGGCAGUGCCCAGCUUCAUGUCGGCGACAGCGAGCGAAGCCUUCUUCUCGGACUUGAGGUCGUCGAGGAGCUGGGUGAGAAGCUCAGGGACCUUGCCCUCCUUGAGCGACGCAGCUUCUUCGAGAGCGGUAGCGGCGCUGUCGAACUUCACAAACUUCUUGAGCUUGAGCCUAUCCAGGGUAAAUAUGUCAGCAAGGUACUUGAUGGUAUUUCGCCAAUUGGCGAUAGUCCACUCUGCCAUUGAAGACAUUUUUGGAUGCUCAAUGGCUUGAGUUUUCGCAAGUAAAAAAAUGAUCAAAAAACUUACAUCUCGACCACCUUCUCAGGUCGUCCAAGCUCAGCAGCGAGUUCCUCAUUCUUGAGCAUCUUCUUGUCAGUAGCCUUAAACAGGCCAUAGCUGCCGAUUGUUAGCCCGGCUUCCUAGAUCUUCACCUGCCUCGCCAUCAUGAAUUGACGAUGGUCGAGGUCAAGAUCGGGAGUCGCGACUUACCCUGCCGGCGUCUCGGCAAGCACAAAGAGCGACAUUGUGAAUUAGUUUUGGUUCCUUCCUUCUGGUCUCGCUCUAUUCGAUUGGCGUCGUGGCUUCCUCGCGAGGCACAGUCCGGUCUGUUGUGCGCGGCUGCGAAAGGAAAGAUCGAGGGUGGGCUGGCGAUGGAAAAAUUUCAGAUGAAGCUUGGGAAGGCUCCACUCAAUUUUUUUGGUCUUGGUUCUGGCGCGGAAAGUGUGAUGCAGGUUCUUCGGCUGCCGGAGCUACUUGGCUCCGGUUUCUGCAUCAGGUACGUACCCCCAGCCACUGACUCCUGGCCACUCACGUGUCGACGCUCGCGACAGGAUGUCUGGGCAAGCUUGCGUCGCAGGCUGAGGUUUGUUAGGCGGCCAACUUAAACAAUCCAGUUAAUUCAUCGUCUCGGCCACGAAGACGCCCUAUAAUCCCCAAGACCUCAGAUACGAUAGACCAAGGCCGAACGAAUUACCACGAACGAGAAUCAAGAUGGAGGGUCUUCUCUACAACGUCAACGGCGGCUACGUCGAAGGAAUUGUCCGAGGCUACCGCAACGGUCUUCUCACAGGCGCUGCCUAUAAUAACUUGACUCAAUGCGAGACGAUUGAUGAUCUCAAGCUUCAGCUUGGCCCUUCAUAUGGCGAUUUUCUCGCUUCCCUACCACCUAACCCCUCGACUUCAGCUCUCGCAGCCAAGACCACCGACAAGCUCAUCUCAGAGUUCCGAUAUGUGCGUGCUCAAGCUGUCGGCUCCCUUGCGACCUUUAUGGACUACGUCACCUACGGCUACAUGAUCGACAACGUCGCCCUUCUCAUCACAGGAACCCUCCAUGAACGGGAUACCCGUGAGCUUCUUGAGCGAUGCCAUCCUCUGGGAUGGUUCGAGACUAUGCCGGUUCUCUGCGUUGCUACAAACAUCGAGGAACUUUACAAUAGUGUGCUUAUCGAAACCCCUCUUGCCCCAUACUUCAAGGGCAGUCUUAGCCACCAGGAUCUUGACGAGUUAAACAUUGAGAUUGUCCGAAAUACACUCUACAAGAACUACCUUGAGGACUUUUAUAACUUUGUCAACACUCACCCUGAGAUGGCCGGUACACCCACUGCUGAGGUCAUGUCUGAGAUUCUCGAGUUCGAGGCUGACCGCCGAGCCAUCAACAUCACACUCAACUCUUUCGGCACAGAUCUUUCCAAGCAAGACCGUAACAAGCUCUACCCCAACUUUGGAAAGCUAUACCCCGAAGGAACUCUCAUGCUCUCCCGAGCUGAGGACCCUGAGGGUGUUCGUCUGGCAGUUGAUGGUGUUCAUGACUACAAGUCUUUCUUUGACGCCAUCUCAGUCGGUGGCGGACCCUCGGGACCUGGAAACAUGGGCGGUGGCGCUGGUGAGACUAAGACACUGGAGGAUAUGUUUUACCAGAAGGAGAUGGAGAUUUCCAAGAACGCUUUCACCAGGCAGUUCACUCACGCCAUUGUCUACGCUUGGGUAAAGCUCCGUGAACAGGAAAUCCGCAACAUUACCUGGAUUGCCGAAUGCAUAGCCCAGAACCAGAAAGAGCGCAUCGGCAACUACAUCAGUGUCUUUUAAAUCGAGUAUAAGUAUUGGCAUCGUUUUCAUUUUUAGCAGGAUUUUGUGUAGUAUAGCAGCAACUGAGCUCGUAAUGGCACGGAUUAGUUCCCACACUGGCGCAAAGGACAGAUAGGUAGAUGCAAAAGGCGGCAUCGUCGCUCCAUCUUUCGGGUGGCUUGUAUUGUACAUAGAGAGAAACAAGUUAUUCUACAAAAUCAUCUCAGCUCCCGCUCUGUCUUUACAGCGAGAUCUGGCCCUUCCAUGUCGCAGGUGUAAGACCCAGCUUCUCAACCAUGUGAGUCCAUCGCUCACUUCCCCUCUCCUUACGGUCCAUGUACUUCAUAAGCUUUUGUCGACGGUGCAGCAAUAAUCUCAAGUUUCGCUUGUUGUGCUUAUCCUUGUAUCCUCUGUUGAUCUGCAGAGC
Messenger RNA from Fusarium verticillioides 7600, 3537 nucleotides. Its product is annotated as V-type proton ATPase subunit D. Gene Ontology annotation, biological process: vacuolar acidification; proton transmembrane transport; vacuolar transport. The record is from RefSeq and is a predicted model, not a curated record. NCBI's taxonomy places the organism in Eukaryota, Fungi, Ascomycota, Sordariomycetes, Hypocreales, Nectriaceae. Gene Ontology annotation, cellular component: fungal-type vacuole membrane; vacuolar proton-transporting V-type ATPase complex; proton-transporting V-type ATPase, V0 domain. Bases 2037 to 3131 code for a protein of 364 amino acids. Gene Ontology annotation, molecular function: proton-transporting ATPase activity, rotational mechanism. The transcript has 4 exons.